GUUGCAGAGUCAGACACGAUGUCUGGCUUAAGCAAUAAAGAAUGUUACUACUCUCUUCUUAGGAGAAGGUGAGCAGAAGGCAAUUCAGGUUGGAUGCAGCUGCUCAGUCAUUGGCUCCAGGAUUCCAGUCGCCUUCUGUUCUGAUGUUUAUCCACCCUCAGCUGGAUACCUUUCCAUCUUUAGGCUUGUCUUCUCCUUGGCACAAGAUGUGGGCCUCACACAAUCUUUCAUGAUACUUAAGGGCCAGGAAUCCCGAAGUGACUUAGUGAAGUGGUUCUGGCUUAGGCUCUCCCAUGAAAUUUCAGUGAAGACAUGUGAGGCUACAGUCAUCUGAAGACCUGCCUGAGCCUUGGAGGACCUGCUCCCAAGAUGUUUUACUCACAUGGUUGGUGUCAAGAGGCCUCAGCUCCUCACCAAUUGUUGGCUAGAGGCCUUCAUCCCACUGCAUAUGAAUUUCUCCUAAAGUUGGCUUGGGCAUCCUUCCAACACGCAGCCGACCUCUUCCAGGGUUAGUGAUCCAACAGAGACCACAAGAAGGAAGCCACAACAGCUUUUAUGACCUGGUUUCAGAAGUCACGCUCUAACUUCCACCAUAUUUGUUCAAAGUGAAAGAAAUUGCGGCUUAGACAACUUUCGUAGGCAAGAUUAACUUAAAAGUUAUCAAGUGGCGGAACUAGGAGUCCAACCCAGUUCUGACUCCAAAACCUGCGCGCAAAAUAGAGGCAAAGUGAACAAGAAUAUCUGAGUCAUUACAUCAGGCACCUGUGUUAGGAAAUCGGACUGUAAUAAUUCACCAUGGCUUAUGGCUUGCAAAGAAAGAAUGGAGUAGAAAAGCUCUUGCGCUGCAAUUGUUAUCAAGUACAGGAACCCUGGGAACUUGCACUACUCACAAAGACAUGGUACACGAAACUAGCCAACAUCAAGUUGCCUUUCUUGGAAGAAAUUGCAUUUGGUAGCUGUGUACACCUCAAAAAAUGUAAAACCAUUAAGGAUGGUCUGCUCCCUUCAGCAGAAUCCAUCCGAUGUGAAAGGGAGUAUGAAAUGAAGCGCUUGAAUAACCUGAAAUGUCAGGAAAAUGAAGUCAAGAAAAUUCAGUUUUCCCUAAGGGAAAGGCCAAUUGGUUUGAGAAGACCUCUUCCACCUAAGUGACUGUCAUCUCACUGUUGAAUUUGUUCUCUGUGGUUUUUGCAUCCAAAGAGGAUGAAGGACUCUGACCUUUCCCUGUGUGCAGUCGGAUGCAUACGUCCAAAUGCCCCCUGGUGGAUGAGCCAGCUCCUGUGGGUUAUCGGACAGCUCUUAGCCGACAGCUCUUAGCUGACAGCUCUGAAAGAUCUGUGUCCCAGCCACGUAUUUGUACCGUUGUAUCACAGGCAACAGCACUGUAAGUAGAUGAAAAUGUUGCUGGCAUUGAAUCGCUUGUGCUAUUCAUUUUGAUUUUUGUAAAAUUGCGCCAAGGUAAGGGGAAACUCCUUGUCAGAGGCAUUGCCCCCUGCCCGCAAGAGACAUUAUUUUGAAGG
Odocoileus virginianus texanus is the source of this 1517-nucleotide messenger RNA. It is a transcript of the gene C29H4orf36, whose product is annotated as chromosome 29 C4orf36 homolog. The record is from RefSeq and is a predicted model, not a curated record. Lineage: Eukaryota; Metazoa; Chordata; Mammalia; Artiodactyla; Cervidae.